Messenger RNA from Fusarium proliferatum ET1, 882 nucleotides. RefSeq lists its product as uncharacterized. The transcript is spliced from 2 exons. Gene Ontology annotation, cellular component: intracellular anatomical structure. The record is from RefSeq and is a predicted model, not a curated record. The coding region runs from base 1 to 882 and encodes 293 amino acids. Gene Ontology annotation, molecular function: oxidoreductase activity, acting on NAD(P)H, oxygen as acceptor. NCBI's taxonomy places the organism in Eukaryota, Fungi, Ascomycota, Sordariomycetes, Hypocreales, Nectriaceae.
AUGGCUCCCGCUAUCGUAUCCGACAUUGAGCUCCCGGCCCAUGUGCCUGAGACUAGAGAAACACCCGCUUCCAAAGCAUCAACGUUCAAGCUCUUUUCCCUCGAGAACAAGACCGUCGCCAUCACAGGCGGAGCUCGCGGUCUGGGUAUAACACUUGCCAUUGCUGUUGUCGAAGCCGGCGGCAGUGUAGCUUGCCUCGAUAUUCUCGAGGAGCCAUCACCAGCUGAGUGGGCACAGCUUAACAAGAUCGCCACCGCUAACAAGGCUUAUGUCUCAUACCGAAAAUGCGACGUCACAGAAGAGCAGUCCGUCGAGACAGCGAUGAAGGAGAUCGCUGCUGAGGCUGACCAGUCUGGAGCGCCUUUCUGGGGCACAAUUGCUUGUGCCGGCAUUCAGCAACAGAUUGCGGCGCUGGAUUAUCCAGCUGCCGACUUUGAUCGUAUCCUACGAGUCAAUGUAACUGGUGUCUUCAAUACUUGCAAGUACGCAGCACGCGUUCUGCGAGAGAAGAACAGCCCCGGAAGCAUCGUCAUCAUUGGAAGCAUGUCAGGCAACAUUGCAAACCGAGGUCUCUCCUGCACAGCUUAUAACUCCAGCAAGGCAGCUGUUCAACAAAUGUGCCGAUCGGUCGCUCAGGAAUGGGGUCAAUACGGCAUCCGAGUCAACACCUUGUCUCCCGGAUACAUCAGAACCGCUAUGACGGAUCAAUUGCUUCAAGAGAACCCCGAGGUUGAGAAGACAUGGAUGGCGGGUGCUUUGCUGGGCCGCCUGGGGGCUCCCGAAGACUUCAAGGCCCCUGCGGUAUUCCUACUGUCCGAGGGUGCUUCAUUUGUUCAUGGAACAGACUUGAGGGUCGAUGGAGGACAUUGCGCAUCAGCAUGA